Molecule: messenger RNA, 2271 nt
Organism: Gopherus evgoodei (Goodes thornscrub tortoise)
Lineage: Eukaryota; Metazoa; Chordata; Testudines; Testudinidae
Gene: IL10RB
Product: interleukin 10 receptor subunit beta
Molecular function (GO): interleukin-10 receptor activity; protein binding
Source: RefSeq, a predicted model, not a curated record
GGGAAAGCGCUGUGGGGCGGCGAGCUGGGGGCCUCCGCUGGGCAGAGGCCAGGCGGCCGCUUCUGCCGCACCCCGCGGACAGCCAGGGGGACCCCGAGCCCCAGGCCAUGGCCCGGCGUUUCCUGGCGCUGGUGGCCGGCUGCCUGCUCUGCUCGGCAUUUGGAAUAGUGCCAGAACCAAAAAAUGUAACAGUUAAUUCAGUUAACUUGAAAAGCACUCUACAGUGGGAUCCACCUACUAUUCACAAAGAAAAUAUUACUUAUACGGUCGAAUCUAUAAGCAGUCUUUAUAACAGGAAUAUGUGUGUGAACAUUAUCAUCACGGAGUGUGACUUCUCUUCUCUGCCUGUAUAUGGAGAAUACACCUUGCGAGUCAGGGCUGAAUCAGAGAACGAAAAAUCAGACUGGGUGAACAUCAUCUUUAAGCCACUUGAUGACACAAUCAUUGGACCCCCUGAUGUAAAAGUGAAAUCUGAAUCCGGAUCUUUGCAUGUAGAUUUCACAGGCCCUGUCGCUGUACAAGAGUCGCAUGUGUGGCCUUUAAAUAAAUAUUAUGGCUCUUGGGUUUACAGGGUGCUAUACUGGAAAAAAGGCAAUAGCGAAGAGGUUUAUACCGCAGAUACUAAAUAUAACUCAGAAAUAUUAUCUGGUUUGGACCCUUGGACAAUAUAUUGCCUUCAAGUUCAAGCAGUUAUUCCUGAAUGGAACAAAACAGGAAAACUGAGUGAAGAGUUCUGUGAUAGGACAACUGAUAAUGGUGUAACUCCAGUGUGGAUAAUUCUCACUGUUCUUCUAGUAUCAAUGUUGGUUGUUCUAGUAUCAGUUCCUGCCUGUUUCUUUAUCUUUUCAUAUAUAUAUCGACAGGCCAGAUAUGUCUUCUGCCCUACGUAUUCUUUUCCACAACAUCUGAAGGAGUUUUUGAGCAAGCCUUCCUACAGUUCGCAGUUUCUUUCACCAUGUUCACCUGAAGAAGAUCACUCCUUUGACAAGUUAACUGUCAUUUCAGAAGAAUCCGAAAACUGUAGUGAUGAGACAAGCAACAGAAAGGAGCAGCUUCAGGACUCCCAAGAAGAGAGUUCUAUUGCAGAAAAAGUUUCAGCUUUUGAAAAGGGACCAAGUUCAGUUAUACCUGAUUCAGGCUGAAAACAAGUACCCAAAUAGACAAUUAAAUACGACUUUAUAUUGAGAAUGCAACAGAAAGCGCUUGGUAAAAUUCCAGAUUUAAAAUGUGUAAAGAGAAUUUUGUCAAUCAUAUUUAUUUUUCAACUCUGAGAAACAUUAUUUUAAAUGACUCCUGAAGUGGGAUGCCAUUUUUAGCCACUCAUUUUUAAUGACUUAUUUAUAACCUGUGUCACAAAUUAUAUUGCACUAUAAUACGAUGCUUCUUGUAAUGUAAGUAUUAAAUAUAUAAUUCAUUAUUUUUAUUUUAUUGAAUAUUAUUAAAGUUAAUCAGAAUUAUGACCAGCACAACAUAGUUUUCAAAGGAAACUUUUCCUUUCCAAGAAAACUUUUAGAUUUAACUGAUUUCAGUAUGAAAAUCUUUGUAUUUUGUUUUAGUGGUUGACUUCAAGUCUGACUAGUAGUGAGUAGAUUAAUAUUUUAUAUUUGAUUUAUACAUGACACUAAAAUUAUGACAUUUUUCUUGAUAGGUACCACUUUAAUAAAAUAGUAGCAAACAAUGUCAGUAUGUUUUAAAUGUGAAAAAUUAGUUAUGGGCCAUAUUUCAUCAUAGGUUUACAGUAGGGCAAUGGAGCUAUGACAGUUUACACCCUUUAAGGAUCUGCCCCUAGUUCUUAAGCAAAUCACAUUGAGCCUAAUCCAAAAUCACUGAAGUCAAUGGAAAGACUUUCCAGGAAAUGGGAUUAAAUAUUAAACUAACCUCCAUGAAUCUGCUGGACCAUAUAACUUAAUACUCUGUUCAGAAAUGAUCAGCAUCUAGGCUAUAUUGCUGUGUACAUAAAACGAGGAGAGUUGCUGCAUGAGCUAAGAAGAAUAAUAUUGGGCAUAUAAUUUGGUUUUACUUUAAUAGAAACAAAUCUUUCAAGUGCUGCAAAGUUAUCUGAACAUACUUUGUUAUAUUUCUGAAAAAUGUCAAAUUUUCCUCAGCAAAAGUGGAUUGCAAUGAGUAUAUUAUGUAUAAAACAUAAUUUGUUAUGUAGGUGGCAAAAUUAAUUGCCCUAAUUUUUGUUUUUAUUAUAGGGGUAGGAUAAAUGUGCAUCUUUUGGAGAACUAAUUCAGAAAGAAUACACAAAAAAUAAAUAAAAUUGAUAUU